Drosophila miranda is the source of this 1736-nucleotide messenger RNA. RefSeq names its product receptor expression-enhancing protein 2-like. Lineage: Eukaryota; Metazoa; Arthropoda; Insecta; Diptera; Drosophilidae. Gene Ontology annotation, molecular function: microtubule binding. Gene Ontology annotation, cellular component: cytoplasmic microtubule; endoplasmic reticulum membrane; endoplasmic reticulum tubular network. Bases 133 to 1044 code for a protein of 303 amino acids. The transcript has 2 exons. Gene Ontology annotation, biological process: endoplasmic reticulum tubular network organization. The record is from RefSeq and is a predicted model, not a curated record.
GUCUAAAUAACAUGUAAUAUGUAUAUCUAAAUCAUUUGCUUAUUUGAUUCCGACGGCGUAAAAUAUAUACUUGUUAAAAUUUUCAACGAACACAUUUUUCAAUAGCAUAAAAACAACGGAAAGAAACGCAAGAUGUGUGUCUUCAGCUGUGCAGCGUGGGUUCUCUUUUACAUAUACGGGACCAUUUGGCCGGCCUUUUACACAUUCAAGGCUGUGUCGAAUGGCACUCAAAAGGACCUCACGGCCUGGGCUAAGUAUUGGAUUGUGAAUGCCUUCAUUGCAACCUUCGAGGUGCUGGCCGAUAUGUUUAUCUCGUGGGUUCCACUGUAUGGCAUCACCAAAAUGACGUUGAUGUUUUGGAUUGGUCACACGGCGCCAGCUGCCAAUGUGUGGAUUUUUAAUUCGAUCCUGGGUCCAUUGCUCUUCAAGCAUCAGAAGCAGAUCGAUCACUUCUUGCAACGGGGCAAGCAGCAGAUGCUAAGCGAGUUCUUCAUUUGGGGAACGCAGAUUAUCAUCCGCAGCCGAAAGACCGUACUGCCCGUUAUCUUCGGCGUUUUUAAACGCUCCGGGAAUUCCAUUGGAAUGUCGCAAGAGGCCACUGAUGCAGACGGUUUGGAGGAAUGCGAAUUGUCAGAUAACCGGGAAGCUGUCCCCAAUAUAUAUCCUGACCCCGAAAUGGAUGCUGAAAAACUGACUUUAUCGUCAGCCGUAGGCGUAGCCGGUACACCGGUGGCUCACUCGUCUAAGGAUUCAUCUGGCGAGCUGGAUAAGAAAAAUGGCUUGCCUACGGAAUCGUCCGGGACCUCUCUAAGCCGCGGCCAACGCAAGCGUUUGUUGCGUUCCUCCAAUACGAAGAAUGAAAUUGAGGAUCUACCGGCAGUGCCAAUUCCAAAUGAUGAAGGUAACGAAGAAACAGAGGAUCUGCUGGCCAAGUCACAAAAGGAGGGCAAUGGCCAGACAUUCAGACAAUUUUUGAAUCCUCGAAGCAGUACAUUUUUAUCAGUCAAAGCUUUCUACGCUAUUCAAGCACAGUACCUAAAGUGAGAAUACACACUCUAUACUAUAUACUCUUUGGGUAUAACUAAGCACGGAACAUACAUACACAUGACCGCUAUUGGGGUCACUUGUUGAUGUCGUUGAAUACCUUUAAUUGUCGAUUUCCGCACACCGUUCAAUCGUUGUACACAAUUAUUUCAGAUCAAAUCGUCGUCAAAAUGUUCGGUACUCAUUCAACCAAAACAAAAAACUCAACUACGCAGAAACACACAAUGUGAAUCAAAAGCUAAUAUCAAACUCACCGAAACUGGACGCUUAGGCCAAUGUAAUACCUUGGCGAUCAGGCUCAUCUCAACCACAUCCCUUUUUACUGCAUAGAGACGGCACCGCGAAAAGUUUGCAAACUUUUCAUCAACAGCAAAGCACUGGACAUUUGUGAACUUGGCAAUACCACGGACCUAAGAAGAUCAGAUCCGUAAAUCGAAACAUAACCAGAGGUGAGUGCUCCAAACUUGCCUGGAGAAUGUGCCAAAGCCCAAUCCAAACGAAGAGGUGGCCCCACAAAGUGGCCAUAACCGAAGACAGGGAAAAACUCUUUAUGACUGAACCAAUCAGUCAUCAAAACGAAUGUGAUGUGCCAUCGAAAACCAAUUCAUGCGAGAAAUAAAGCUGAUACAAAUCAAACAUUAUGGGCAAUUAUUAAAACCAUACCAGAUAAUUACAUGAGCUUUGCUUUGCUC